AUGCUUUCUGUGGGAAUUAGACAAUCUCUGAGAGGUGCACGUGGACUUAGACUGCAGUCCACUGCGACAUCCGGACUUACGUGGAGCGAAUUCCUACAGCUGCGCAAGUCACAGCGUAGGAUCAACUUCACCACGUCGAUCGUGACCGGAUUCCUGGGUUCCACUUUUGCAUGGGGAUACGUUUCGACGUUGUCGAUUGACCCCACUGAGAUGAUAUUUGGAAUGGAUCCCUUCACGGUGUAUAUUGGAGGAGUUAUGGUCGCUGGUGGAAUAGGGUAUGCCGUGGGUCCUCUGUUUGGAGACGCCAUAUUCAAGUUCGCCAACCGCAAAGUCCUGCCAGAUUAUGCAACUAGACAGCGUCAGUUCUUGAAGAGGAUUAUCAAGAACCGUGUGGACGCUGCAAGACAGUCCAUGAGCAACCCUGUGCCGGAUUACUAUGGCGAGAAGAUUGGGUCGCUUGCGGAUUAUAGGCAAUGGCUGCGGGAUUGCAACACUUACAGGAGGAAGGCCCGGGAGUUUUUGUGA
This is a messenger RNA of Kuraishia capsulata CBS 1993, 525 nucleotides long. RefSeq lists its product as uncharacterized. The transcript has a single exon. Bases 1 to 525 code for a protein of 174 amino acids. The record is from RefSeq and is a predicted model, not a curated record. Lineage: Eukaryota; Fungi; Ascomycota; Pichiomycetes; Pichiales; Pichiaceae. Gene Ontology annotation, biological process: protein import into mitochondrial matrix. Gene Ontology annotation, cellular component: PAM complex, Tim23 associated import motor.